AGAAUGAUAUCUUGAGGAAUUUCUGUUUUUGACAGCUGCAGCUGUUCUUUGUGGUUUUUAUUUUAAUACGCAUCGACACAAACAAUACGAAAUUUUAGGAAAAUUCUGAACAAUUUUUAACAAAAAAAUUGUUAAAUUCUCAUCAAAACAGAAAUAAAUACCCAGCAUAGAAAAACUACGCGAAUGAUUAUCUAAUACAACACAAAGGCCAGGAAAACAAGCAAUACCCUUAAAACAAAACAACCAAAACAAACAAUUGUUUGAGAUUUUCCCAUUUGUUUGGGGAGGGGUGUCAAUGUUUUGCCUAGAGCAAGCCGCAAAAAGCGGUGAUAAUUGCAGCAAAUAAGAGAUAAAACAUUCAAUAAAUUAAACAAAAUUAAAUACAAAUAACAACAAAAGGAACAUCAAACACACAAAUACAUAGGGAGGCUGUUGCUUAGGACAGUGGUGUUGCAUUAAAUUUGUUGUUUGUUAGGGAGUUGCCAAGGCAUUAUGUCUGUACGUUUGUUAACCACACGACUAGUCAAACAUGGUCGUUAUUUACUUCAGACCUAUUGGAAACGAGAUAUACACACCAACAUUUUGGAACAAAAUCAAACAAGAAAUACACGCCAACAACGUCUACCAUCUGUAGCGGCAGCAGCAGGAAGGAAAUGGGCUGCUAAGAAUGCCUUAAACUCUCUGGGAACUGCACCUGGCUCUGCAACUGCCACCGGGCAGUUGGCUGCCAGUGUGCCACGUUCGGCUGGUAUUUUUCGUUUUGGUCAACAGGCACGUAAAUUAUUCAUUGAUAAUAUUUUAAAUCGUGUUACCACCACCUAUUCGGCCGAAUUACGCACUCAAGCUACUAAAAAACUAUUCUACGGCGACUCGGCACCCUUUUUCGCCUUAAUAGGCGUAAGUUUAGCCUCGGGCGCUGGUGUAUUAACGAAAGAAGACGAAUUGGAGGGAGUUUGCUGGGAAAUACGUGAGGCGGCUAAUCGUUUGCAGAACGCUUGGAAUUAUGAUGAAAUUUCGGAUACUUUAGACUCGAGCUUUAGUAUUGAUAAGCUGUCGAUAGGGCCGGCCAUAGCUAAAGGUUGUGCGGCUGUGGUUUAUGCUGCAGCUAUGAAAAAUCAAACGCAGUCUAUGGAUUCAUCUGCAGAAACUUUAAAUGAUUCAGUAGCUUCUUCAUCAGCACACUUUAAGGUGGAUGCAAACUCUCCGGAACGUAGACAACCUUUACAGCAGCAGUCUUUUCGGCCAGAACUAAUGUCUCCUUUGCAGAAUAUGUCUAGAUUUGUGCAUAAUUUCGGUGGUUCGGUAGAUAAUGUGCAGUUGUUUAGUCAAACCUCGGCCGCCACACAAUUUGAACAGAUUCUGCUUAAGCAAGAACAUCAAGAUCAACAAAAAGAUUUCAAAUUGUUAUCAAAUGAACAGCAAACAUUUUCCGGAGUCAGCAGUGGUUUAGCUGGAAUGCAAACCUUGGACACUUCCACUAAUGCCAGUAUUCGCCGCUAUCCUUUGGCCCUGAAAAUGAUGUUUAACUAUGACAUACAAAGCAAUGCCAUGGCUAUUUUAAGGGCCAUGUACAAGGAAACUGUACCCGCUAGACAGCGUUACAUUAAUGAUGCCGCCGAAGCUUGGGAGCAGCAUAUACAAGAUCAAACUUUAAUUUUACCACCCCAUCCCAAUAUUGUUUGCAUGUAUGGCUUCUUUUGCGAUGAAGUGGGUAAUUUUCCCGAUGGCCAUCUCUUGUAUCCCAUUGCCCAGCCCCAGCGCAUUAAUCCCAAUGGUUAUGGCCGCAAUAUGUCUUUGUAUUUGCUAAUGAAACGUUAUGAUUACAGUUUAAGGGCAUUUUUGGACUCGCAUCAACUUACCACCCGCACUAAGUUACUGUUAUUGACCCAAUUAUUGGAGGCGGUGGCCCAUAUUAGUCGUCAUGGCAUAGCCCAUCGUGAUUUGAAAUCGGAUAAUAUUUUAAUAGAGCUAAAUGAUGAUGAUUCACCUCCGAUAUUGGUGUUGUCAGAUUUCGGCUGCUGUUUGGCGGAUAAAGUUCAUGGCCUGCAGGUGCCUUAUACUUCUUAUGAUAUAGACAAGGGCGGCAAUGCCGCUUUAAUGGCUCCCGAGAUCAUUAACAAAAUGCCGGGUCCUUUUGCAGUGUUGAACUAUAGCAAGGCUGAUUUGUGGGCUUGUGGCGCCAUUGCCUAUGAAAUCUUUGGCAUGCCUAAUCCUUUUUAUUCUUCAAGUGGCGGCCUUAAUAAGGCCAAGGGACAGCAGACAUUUUCUUUGCGUAAUUCUGAUUAUAAAGAUGAAGAUUUGCCCGCUUUAACCGAUGAAUGUCCGGCCUUAGUACAGCAAUUGAUUUAUAAUAUUCUAUCACCCAAUCCUUCGAAACGUGUUAGUCCCGAUAUAGCGGCCAAUGUUAUGCAGUUAUUUUUAUGGGCUCCCUCUCAGUGGCUGAAAUUGGGUGGCUUGCCCAAUAGUCCAGAAAUCUUACAAUGGCUUUUAUCUUUGACCACCAAAAUUAUGUGUGAAUCGAAAUCUGUUAAUGACAAAAACUCUUUAGGCUCCUCUUCCUUUAUGUACCAACAAGCGGGACGCCGUACUUAUGUGGAGUACCUGUUGAUAAGCAGUUUUCUUUCACGGGCCCGUUUGCGUCGCAUUAGAGGAGCCCUUAAUUGGAUACAAAAUGUGGUCUAAACGAUUGGAACCUCUUAAUAACUCUCCACGAGCUGAGUUUAUCUCUUUAUUAUACCUACUACUCUAUAUUUCUUAUUUUAUAUAUUUUUUUUUAUUCAAAAAAGAAAACUUUAUUUUCUUACUAAACGAAAAGUUUAAGAAAAAAAAAAUUGAAAAAGAAAGAAUGAAACUGAAAAUAGAAUGAAAAAGUUUAGAUUUGUCUGAAAACAAAUGUGUGAUAUCUUUGGAAAAUAUAAAACAAAAAUUAUCCUACUAUUCUUACUAACCAAAAUUAUAUGUUUUUUUAGAUUGAUUUUUUUUUUGUAUAAAUUAGUUGCUCUAUUCUUUAAUUUAAAAAUUUUCUUUUAAGAAAUAUUCAUACAUUAAGAAAACGUUGAAAAUAAUUUACGUGUUUUUUUUUUGGUAAAACACAAACAAAAGUUUUUAAAGCUUAAUCACUAAAAAAAUGCUUUGAAUUUGAUGGCAAAAUAAUAUAUGAAAGAAAUAAAUAAAAACUACUUAAUGGAAA
Molecule: messenger RNA, 3190 nt
Organism: Calliphora vicina (urban bluebottle blowfly)
Lineage: Eukaryota; Metazoa; Arthropoda; Insecta; Diptera; Calliphoridae
Gene: Pink1
Product: PTEN-induced putative kinase 1
Exons: 6
Coding region: 493-2682 (729 amino acids)
Biological process (GO): protein phosphorylation; autophagy of mitochondrion; positive regulation of mitochondrial fission
Cellular component (GO): mitochondrion
Molecular function (GO): ATP binding; protein serine/threonine kinase activity
Source: RefSeq, a predicted model, not a curated record